GGCGUGUUGCGCUGUUCGUUCAAGGUCAAGCAUUUAGCUAGAGGAGCGAACUCCUUUCAGGUAUGUUUUGACUGUGGAGCAAAAAACCCUAGCUGGGCAAGCGUAACGUAUGGAGUUUUUCUCUGCAUUGAUUGUUCAGGGACCCAUCGAUCACUUGGUGUUCAUUUGAGUUUCAUUCGAUCUACAGAACUGGAUUCCAAUUGGUCUUGGUUUCAACUGAGAUGCAUGCAAGUUGGAGGAAAUGCAAAUGCCUCUGCUUUUUUCCAUCAACAUGGGUGCACAACAAAUGACACCAACGCAAAGUAUAACAGUCGUGGUGCUCAGCUUUAUAAGGAAAAGAUUAAAUCACUUGCAACGCAAGCAACAAGAAAGCAUGGUACUGAUCUGUGGACAGAUGGGUGUGGAAUGCCACCUGUGUCACCUCAGCACAAAGAGGAAGACUUUUUUGCAUCUCAUGUUUCUCCCAAGGCAAAGAACACAGAAUGGGGAUCAUCAGAGCCAGUUUCUCUGAAGCAGAAACCUUCAGAAGAUAUUCCAGAAUGCGACGAAGGUGGACCAGAGCAUGGACCAAGUGUUGAUUGCCUUAGUGCAUCACCAAAAGCUGCAUUAGAGAACACCACCUUCAUAAAAAAGAAGCCAAAUCAAGUUAAAAAGGGGCUUGGUGCCAAAAAAGGUGGUUUGGGGGCACAAAAAGUGAGCAGCCAAAGCUUUAAUGAGAUUGAAAAACAAGCGCAAGCUGUAGAUAAAAUGAAGGAACAUGAGGAUCUUCACAUCAGUAAGAGAACUGAGAAGGAAGAGCCACUUGUAUCAUCUUUACGAUUGGCCUACAGAGAGCUUGAUAUUAAAACAAAAGAAGAAAAAUUAAAUCUAUCUGAUAAGAAGAAGAAUGAAUUAGAGAGACUUGGCAUCGGAUUUGGCAGCAACAGAAGCGGCAUUUCCCACUCUGUCACCUCAGAUAUGCAAACAAUAGAACAGGAAACACCUACAAUUGCAAAACCAAAGAAAAAGUAUACUGAUGAUGUAGAAGACUCAUAUUUUUCUUCUUCUAGUUCAAGGUACUAUGAUUCUUCAGAUUUAAGGAGGAGCAGUUUCUCUAAAUGGGAUGACAAUCCAGAUUCUUUUUGGAAGACAGAAAGUAAUAAUAGAGAUGUGGAUGUAAUGUUAACUUCAAAAAGUUCAGGAUAUUCAGACAGGCCUGCAUCUCGUCGUAAGCCUGAAUAUGAGCCAUCGUUAAGCACAGAUGAGGCACAAAAAAAAUUUGGCAAUGUAAAAGCAAUUUCAUCAGACAUGUAUUUUGGAAGGCAAGAUCAUGCUGAUUAUGAAGCUAGAGCUCGACUAGAGAGACUUUCUGGAAGCUCCUCUAUAAGUUCAGCUGACUUGUUUGAAGAUCAGAAAAAACAACCAACAGGAAGCUACAACAUUACAAAUGUCUUGCCUUCAGCUCCUGAUAUGGCUCAGUUUAAACAAGGCGUGAAAUCAGUGGCUGGAAAACUUUCUGUACUUGCUAAUGGGGUCAUGACAUCUAUACAGGAUCGAUACAGUUCAUAACCUCUUGCAUAUCAACAUAAGUACACUAAAGAAGAAUUUAUCUUCCGAUAAACCAGUAAUCACACUGCUGAUUCACGUGAAGGUUGCCUUAAGAGUGUAGAUGCUUUUAAUUGUUCCAGAAUAUUUGUUUUUUCAUGUGACUUUCUGGCUCAGCCUCUUCUUCUGCUAUUUCAUCUUUACAGAGCAGAUAUCUUGUAGGAACUUGUUACAUCACGAAUGCUUUUUUCUUUUCCCUUACAGUGUUGUAUUUCCGUUAGUGGCCUCAAUGCUAUAUGUUGGAAGUCUUAUUUUAUUAUUGUUUUUGGCCUUGAGACAGGAAGAGAAAGAAAGAUGGACAUGUACACUAAAAUGAGACUUUCUGACAGAAACCUCUGUGGAGCUGCAUCCUUCCUUAGUUGCCAGACAUAGCUUGUCUUCUGAUUUUCUUAUGAGCUAUGGAGAGGAAAAUUUAAAUCAAGCAUAUACUGAGAUGGUAUUUAGUGGACUGUAGCAAAAUAUAGAAUUGAGUUUAACCUGUGCUUGUCAGAAAGUAGAAGCUCUUGUGGUUCAUAAAUUGAUGUGCAUUAAAAUGAUGGCGAAAUACUGCUUUAAAACAAUAUUCCUGGUACAAAAUGUUAUGCUUAGAUGUGAAGUUAGGAAGGAGAUAAAAGACGCCUGGUAUAUUAAAUAAUGGAUUUCAUUUUGUCACGGGAACAAUCUAUUUAUUCCUAAUUUUGAACAUUAUGAAAAAUUGCAAUAUAGAAUCCUUAAGUGCUUUUAAACAAUCUGUAUUGUGUACAAAAUGAAAAAAUAUAUAAAGGGCCUAAGAGUAGUUAAUAAAGUGUUUGUUAAGAAUUUUUAGAACAAUCUUAUUUUUUUGAUGAAUUAUGAAGUAUUAAAGGAGGAAAUAUAGUGGGACUGUGUUUUAGACAGUCGAGAACUUAUUGUUGAUGACAUCUUGUAUAAAAAAAAAAUUGUAACCCUAAAAACCCACAAUGAAAAAUGAACUUCAGCUAAUUCUGUUCUGUAACUUUAUUUCUUAAUUGAAAUUUGUAAACUGCUGAUAUCUAAUAAAAACAAUUGAUAUAAACUGA
This is a messenger RNA of Struthio camelus australis, 2621 nucleotides long. RefSeq names its product ARF GTPase activating protein 3 (gene ARFGAP3). Gene Ontology annotation, biological process: COPI coating of Golgi vesicle. The record is from RefSeq and is a predicted model, not a curated record. Lineage: Eukaryota; Metazoa; Chordata; Aves; Struthioniformes; Struthionidae. Gene Ontology annotation, molecular function: GTPase activator activity.